AUGACACCCGAAUGGCAGGGAAAACUCUUCGAGCCGCACGACGAGGACGAUAGGGCGUACAACACGGCGCUCGUCCUCGCUCACACGGCGCAAAAAGGGGUGCAAGCCGGCGCGCUCCUGUCCGUCCCGGUGCUCUCGCUCGCUUACAUCGUCCACAGCCGGAAAACGGCCGCAGCCGCAGCCGCAGCCGCAGCAUCCGCAAGCGCACGCCCGACACUCGUUCCAUUCAUUAUGCGCCGGGUCCCGCGCUUCGCGCUCGUGACGACGCUGGUGGCGAGCGCGAUGGGCCUGGGGCGCUGCGUGUGGCUCACUCACCCGCAUGAAGUGUUCGAUCGCGCGUACCGCGUUGCGCACAACGAGAGCCAGCAGCGCGCCGACCGCUGGUUUGCAACGGGCGCUGGCGCGGGCGCCGGUGCUGUACUUGCGGUGCGCCGAGGUCCGAUGCGGAUGGUGCUCGGCAGCGCGCUCCUCGUCGGCGCCGCCAGCCUACUGGUGCAUGUCGCCACAUGGAAAGAACCCCAAGCAGCCCCGAGAAGCGGACAAGCCAAAGAGUUGUUGCCCGUUGCCAACAAAUGA
Tilletiaria anomala UBC 951 is the source of this 576-nucleotide messenger RNA. RefSeq lists its product as uncharacterized. Bases 1 to 576 code for a protein of 191 amino acids. The record is from RefSeq and is a predicted model, not a curated record. Lineage: Eukaryota; Fungi; Basidiomycota; Exobasidiomycetes; Georgefischeriales; Tilletiariaceae. The transcript is spliced from 2 exons.